GACCUAUGUCAAGCAAGUCAAGCAAGUCUCAAUCUACGGCUUGACUUGAUUACUCAUAAAAACCUGGCCGACUUGACUUGGUGACUAACCGCAUUUGGAUCAAGUCAAGCAAGUCAAGCAAGCCGGACUUGCUUGUGGCCACCUCUGGCUGAGUUCGACCGGGACAUUUGCGAAGGCAACCUCCACCAGCAUUGCUUCGUACCAAACUACCUCAACCAAGACUACUGCCAUUAACACGAUGCCAGCAACGACUGCGACGAAGACCAAGCCGUAGGAACCAGCCAAGGCAGAACAUGCUACCGACUCGUUCCGUGGUAAAACGGACCUGACGACAUGAGCGAGGUACUUUCCGUACAUAGAUUACUUGGUGGCUUGAUGAAGCAUUGUUGAACUCGAGUCGGUGCAUCAGAGAAGAAUCUAUCUCAAUGUGAUGCCUUUGUUGGAUCUUCAAUACAGUAUCGAUCAGUAUCGAUGUGUACCCCUCCCGCUGAUUCGUAUUUUCCUGCUGUGACCUUACGACCUCCGAUGCUUGUAAUGAAACUCUUGCCAUCUAGGGCAUCUCGGCAUCACCAACCGCUGACCAAGCGUGUCGCCGGGGCAGAAGCUGCUCGACAUUCCUUGCAGGUGGCCGUGGCGAAGUCACGGGGAUGCUUGAAGCAUCACGACAAACAAGCCUACAAUCAUGAGAUGGUUAUGUAUGAGCGAGUGAACGACGACCGCCAGACUACCGAUAUAUCCAACCAUGCCAUCAGCUAUCUCUCCCAACCCACCGAGAACCAUCCUCAUCACCGGCGUCAGCAGAGGUACAUAUGCCACCACAUCCCCACGCAAGAGAAACGAAACAAAAGAGCCAACCCCCUAAUCGAAAACACCUCUCCAGGCAUCGGCAGGGGUCUCCUCUCGACCUAUCUCCUCCGCGCCAACCACACCCUAAUCGGGACAAUCCGCCCCUCGACCUCCACCGACCACAUCUCCACCCUGCACUCGCUCCCCCUCGGCCCGGGCUCCAAGCUGAUCCUCCUCUCCCUCGAUUCCGCCGAUCCAUCCGACCCCAGCAAGGCAAUCCAAGAACUGCAAUGCACGCACAACAUCACGCACCUGGACAUGGUGAUCGCGAACGCGGCGAUCGCGCCGGACCCCGCGCCCCUGGAGGUCAUCGCGCCGGGCGAUCUGACGGAUGCGUACCGGGUGAACGUCGUGGCGCCGGUGUUGUUGUAUCAGGCCAGCAAGCCGCUGCUUGAGAAUGCGCCGGGCCAGUCGCAGGCGAUGUGGGUGACGAUUUCCAGCGUCGCGGGGUCCGUCAGCAAGAUUGAGGAGUUCCCCGUGACGAGUCUACUGGCGUACAGCGCGAGCAAGGCGGCGGCGAAUUGGUUUACGGUAGCCGUGCACGCCGCCAACCCGAGCUGGAUCGCCACCGCCAUCCAACCCGGCUUCGUGGCGACGGACAUGGGAAUUGAGGGGUGUAAACGGCUCGGUCUCCCGCCUCCGCCGGAUAGCAUUGAGAAGAGUAUCGCGAAGACGGUCGCUUUUUUGGACCGAGCGACCCGGGAAAACGCGUCGGGGAAAUUAUACGAUGUGAUCGCGGAGGCGGAACUCCCCUUCUGAUUCCGAUCGGAGAGGGAGAGAGAAGAAUGAUCUCGGGGAGGGACGUGGGCCGGGGCGGGAAUGAAAGACACAAAAGGCCCGUCUGAUGAACCCCCCUUUUUAAGAAACCGGAAGCGAAGGUGAAGAAUCUUCGUCUUUCUUUUUUCUUUCUCUCCCACUUUCUAUCCCUUCCCAAAUAAAGAAAUCCUUCAAGAAAGAAAGAAAGAAUACAAGUUUUCCCGCUCCCCAUUUCCAUCAUGCAAAAAAGAGAAGUAGAAAACAACCACGAAAUCAUCCCUCCAACCUCCACUUCCGCAACGGCAGUCCCUGCAACCUCAGCGCCGCAGGUUUGAU
Messenger RNA from Dissoconium aciculare CBS 342.82, 1938 nucleotides. RefSeq names its product NAD(P)-binding protein. Gene Ontology annotation, molecular function: oxidoreductase activity. The transcript is spliced from 4 exons. NCBI's taxonomy places the organism in Eukaryota, Fungi, Ascomycota, Dothideomycetes, Mycosphaerellales, Dissoconiaceae. The record is from RefSeq and is a predicted model, not a curated record. Bases 472 to 1605 code for a protein of 377 amino acids.